Molecule: messenger RNA, 10341 nt
Organism: Anopheles funestus (African malaria mosquito)
Lineage: Eukaryota; Metazoa; Arthropoda; Insecta; Diptera; Culicidae
Gene: wech
Product: protein wech
Exons: 6
Coding region: 1348-3993 (881 amino acids)
Biological process (GO): proteasome-mediated ubiquitin-dependent protein catabolic process; protein polyubiquitination
Molecular function (GO): zinc ion binding; protein binding; ubiquitin protein ligase activity
Source: RefSeq, a predicted model, not a curated record
ACAAGUUGUGGUUGGUGGUGUGUUUGCGUUUUCAGCACGUCCCGUCCGCCGUCGGCACGCUCUAUGCCGUCUCGCUCCCCUAAAUCCCUCUCUUGGUUGCAUUUGCUUUGUGUGCCGGAUGCAUUUCGGGAUGCAUCGUACCACCAACCAUGGCUACUAGUCGGAUACCAUGUGCAAGAGCAUUCGAAAAGCAGAGCGAGAGAGAGAGAGAGAAAGAACGAAGGAGAGAGCAUUUUCGUGAUAUAUGCUGCCGAUUGGGAUUCCGCCGUUUUUGAACCGUACAAUUUUAUCUCCCUGGCAAUAUAGACGGGGAAAUCUAUUUCGUCAUCCAUUACAACAAACCAUCGCACUGAAUACUCUGUUCCGUACCGCGUACGCGACCACCAUUUUGAAACGCAACGAUCGUACGGAUUGCAUUAACGUUCGACGUUGCUUCUUACUACUCGCCCUAUAGAUCGGCUCAAAAAAUCGCGACGGUAAUGAAGUUCAGAAUUUGGUUUUUUUUAUAUUACGUUGCAGUGCACUAAUGUGAUCCAAAAAGAAUAUCUGUCAAUGCCAUACUAUUGCUUCGUGCAAUGUGUGCAAUCGGAAGAAAGAUGAUUCAAUAUUCGGCAAUUUAUAUAGCUGUGUGAAAUGACUAACAGAUACGUAGCUAAAAAAUCCCAUACAAACUCAGUUUGUUCCCAUUUUGUACGUAGUUUUCUUUCUAUUAUUUUUGGUAUUUGUUAAGUAAAUAUACCCAACGUUGGUUUCGCCCUGUACUGCGUCACAAGUGAAGAGUGAGAAGAGAGACACCCCGAUGCAUGGGCGUACGAAAUCCAAAGCACGGGUGUGCGUGAUAACGCAGAGAAAGCAAAUCUUUGAGCAGUGAAAAAAAAACCGUCCACGGGGUGCGAUAAGAAAAACGAAGCAAAGGACGAAGAGGAAAACCAACAAAAAAGGAGCAAGUGCGCGCGACACAUGAUGAGAAAAGCAACUAGUAAAGGCCGCAAAUUUCAACGUAUCUGGAAUGUGAUAGAAGGAAACACAAACCGAAUUAAAAGACGGGAGGGCACGUUACAAAACGUGCGCGUGAAAAGUGUGAGUGAAUUACGCACGUGUGUACGUGUGUAUGCGUGUGUGGUUUUAAUGUCGUGGAUCUUCGCGGUACCGGAGAUCGAUCUGUUUUUCCGCGUGGUAUAUGUGUACCGCUGGUGCUAUUCUCACAAACUCGGCAUAGUAUAGGCUUGUUCGCGUUUGCCGCUGUGCGUUGAUCGGACGUAAAAAAAACACAAAGGAACCCACGAAGCAGAGGAAAGAAAGACUAAAAAAAAGCAAACUGUCGAAACAGAAGUAUAAAUCACGAUUAUGGCACUGCUAUCCAAUGGUGCUUCUUCGAUGCAGAUAACAGCACAGGCGGCCAACGGUGGUCCGAACGGUGGUGGCCCCGAUGGCGCAGGAGACUUCAACUCCAACGAUCAUAUCUUCUUCUCAAGUCUGUUUAACGCGUUGCCGUGCUGGGAUGCACCGCACAAACCGAGCUCGGGACCAGUUAUGGUUCCACAAAGCAAUAACAACACUUCACUAGAUCGUGAUAGUAUAAGUAUUACGGAGGAUAUAUUAUUUACCAAUGUUUUGGGUGCAAUCGGUACGGGCAGCAGCAGCAGCGGCAGUGGAAGUGGUGGACCCAUUGGAAUGGGCCAUGUCGGCAUCAUCGGUUCAUCAGCCAACGGUCCAAACAGUGGCGGACAUCUCGCACAUGUGACGAACUCUUCGAAUGAAAUUUUCGGUGUAAUAGGAUCCAACUGUACGAGCCAUGCUCAGCUAACCCCGGGUACUUCACCGCAGACAAAUUCCUCCAACGGCAGCCAUUGCCCGUCGUCCGUAGGGGCAAUCUGUGGACGAUGCGACACACAUGCCUCCAGUCGCUGCCUUGACUGUAACGAUGUGUUGUGCGAGGACUGUACGCUGCUGCAUUCAAAGAAUGCCUUUACGAAGGAUCACUGCAUGAUUUCGAUAAACACAAUCUCACCUAUCGGUUCGGCACCGUGCAUGAUGCAAGGGAAUGGCCUCGUUAGUAGUAACGGUGGCGGACCUUCCAAUGGACCCAUGUCAGGAGUGGUAAUGUCCGAACCGCAUUGUGAUGUUCAUGGCGAAGUGUUGCGCUACCUUUGCGAAUCCUGCAAGAAGGUUGUCUGUCAAGAGUGCACCCUCUGGGAUCACAAGGACCAUUCGUGCAUUCCCGUGUCAAAUAUUUCACAUGGUGCGUCUGAGAAGAUAUUGUCGAUUCUGGAAAGUGGCAAGCUGGGCACAAAAUACAUAAAAGCCAGUAUUGAUCGCGCCGUCACGUACUCGCAGGCCGUUGAAAGGGACGCAAUGGAAGCGUCGGCUCGCAUACGCAAAGCGAUGCGCCACUUUAUUCUAGCCGCCGAAGAUCGCGAACGCACAUUGCUGGAUCGGGUGGACAAAUUUCGGCAACAGAAGCUGACUUCCCUCUCCGAUCAGAUGGCUGGACUACGUGCCGCCCUUGCGGGGCUAUCACAGACGUCCGAUAUGCUAACGAAGGCCCUGGACUCUGUAUCGGUGAUGGGCAGCAUGGAGAUUGCGAAGACACUGACAACGGGCGAAAGUCAGAUGGAACAGUUUGCGGCUAUGUACAAGAACCUGCAACCGAAGGAAGAAUUUAUCACGUUCGUGGCUCCAAACUUUGAGCUGCUGCAGGAAAUUCGAAUGCAGGGUGAUGUGAUGCUGGUUGGUCAACGCAGCAACUCCGUGUCCUCCAAUAGCUCAGGCAAUGCGAGUAUACAGGGCCAGACGGGACCAAAUUGCAGUGGUGGUAGUAUUAAUGCCAACAACGGUGUAGGUGGAGUAGGCGUAGUGGGAUCUGUUGGCAACAUCUUAACACGGCGUCCGAUCGUUCGCAGUACGACACCCGCGCAGCGUAUCGGUUCAUCAACGUGGGAACCGAUGGGUAAAGGAUCAGGUGGUGGCUCAUCCGUUCUGGGGUCCUCUCCAACGUCUUUCGGUAUUGGACCAAUCCCGGGAGCGCCGAUACUUGGGCAGUGCAUUCCCGGUUGCAACAAUCAUGUAGCAGCUAAGCCCGCUGUUGGUCCUAGCCUUACGUUUGGUUUCGAUGGUCACGAGGAUGGACAAGUUUCGCGUCCAUGGGGUAUCACAGUUGAUAAAGACGGACAGAUACUGGUAGCUGAUCGGCGCAACAAUCGUGUGCAAAUUUUCUACCCCGAUGGUACGUUCAAGUUAAAGUUCGGCUCGAAAGGUACGGCAAAUGGACAGUUUGAUCUUCCGGCCGGUAUUUGCACGGAUGGACAGGGACGCAUCUUUGUGGUUGAUAAGGACAACCAUCGAGUGCAGGUGUUUUCGGCUGGAGGUCUGUUUCUUCUCAAAUUUGGCAGCUACGGCAAGGAAUGCGGCCAGUUCCAAUAUCCAUGGGAUGUAGCAGUGAAUACGAAGGGUGAAAUUUUAGUGACCGACUCACGGAACCAUCGGAUUCAGCUCUUCAGUCCCGACGGUCUUUUCAUUUCGCGCUAUAGCUUCGAUGGGGUGAAUCACAGCCGAUAUUUGAAAGGUCUAACGACCCCGCGUGGGGCUUGUUUCACACCGCAAGGAGACAUCAUCAUAUCAGACUUUGAAAACCAUCGUCUUCUGCUAAUCGAUGCGACUCUUUCAAAGGUGCUUGCUGCAAAAGGACACGAAGGUUCAGCAGUGCACGAAUUUAGUCGACCAUCGGGCAUUUGCUGUGAUGAUGAUGGGCGGGUGAUUGUUGCCGAUUCUAAAAACCAACGAGUACUGGUGUUUUCACCCCAACUAGAGUUUCUCUGGGCGGUGGAAAUUCGCCCAUCGUCCAAUGGUUUACUAGCCAUAGGCAUGGACGAAAAAGAUCGCCCCAGCGAUGUCGCUUUGUUGCCAGAUGGUCGUCUCGUGGUCAUGGUUGAAACAUCACCGGACGCACGAGAUCAGUGUAGUCCACAAAAAACAUUUAUUCAAAUUUACUAAUGUAUCGUGCCAUCUAAUCAGGCACCAUGCUAUGACCGGACAUUUGAGCAAUAUGCUUUUCAAAAUUGAACACUGGAACCAAACUGCCAAAAUAUUGUUCCAUAUAAUUAGUUUUCUCUAUCACAAAUCUACUUAUUACUGUUGAGGCUCUUAAAAAUAAGCAUAUAAGCACAAAGUAGCCGCAACACUGUAGUGAGAAACUAUAAAAACAUAGAAAAAAGUUAAAUUCUAAGAUUGUAUGUAUCGCAACGCUGCUACCUCAAAACUCGUUUGAAUUAGUUGUUAGUUACAUGAUUUUAGGUUUUGUGUUGGUCCUUAGCGACACUCCUUGUUUCACUCUCAAAUUAUGUGGGAGGUUAUUGAAAUGAUACAAAUUUUAAUUGUUUUGUUUUGGUUCAAAUUUUUACUAUAAAAGUGAAACCCGCAAUCCUGAAACCUGGAAGCUUAAAAAGAAUUUAAAUCAGUAACCGAAAAGUACAAGGAACAGUUUUUAUAAAACGACAAACGAUAAUGCAUACGCAGCACGAGAAAUUGACGAAACUAACUGUAAACGAACCGCGAAGCAAGAGGAAACAAAGCAUAAUAUUACGUUUCCUUUCGCCAUAAGCAGUGUUAGGAAGUUUGUUAGAUGUAAAGGAAAUGAUUGUCUUCAAAAAUAGCAAAUAUGGAUCAAAUCUAAAUGCCGAGAAAGGAAGUAAAUGAGAUGAUGAUGCAUCGUAAAUAUAGUACAAUUGUAGUAAUAGUUAAGCGCCUAGAGGUUAACAUGGCCAUGAUGAGGGCAAGCGCAUUCAUUGUGACACGCCGUGCACGGCACGUGUCUUUUAAUUUGAUAAAGAUGGUUUUAAUUUAACUUCUAUUUUAUAGAACGUGAAUGUUCUCUAAGUUUUGAUCCUCUCCAAAACGCAGUUUUGAUGUUUUAUUAGCAAAUUUCUUAGUCAAGUCCUAUAGACAAUGCGUAUUUAGACACUUAUUCAGCUCCGUUUGAUACUUUGUAUCAGGAGUAUAUAGGAAUUAAAAAAAAAAGAACAAAUGAAGGCAACGCAGGCGAAAGAAACAAUUCAAACGUAUAUUGUGAAUAUGAUUGUAACUUAUACAUUGUACUGAAGAACGCUACACAAUUUUCUCAACAAGACUGAACACUGAACGAUGAACAUAACAUAAACGAUGGAGCGUCUUGAACGGUUUUUAUGUGUUUACACGGAAUUAUAAUGAAUGGAGCCGUAAGGAAAAUAACCACCUCAUAUUUACGAAACAGCUAAAAUUGCAGAAGAUUCCCCAACUGAGAAAACGCAUAACGCCAGACACUGUUUUGUGUAGUAGAAGAAACAGGAACUUGUAGUGAAAAGAAAUCCAGAUUUUAUGCCGCAGCAUAGUCUGUAUCCCACCAACAAAGUUUUAAAAAGUUUUCUUUUGUUAAGACUGUGGCUUUGGCUUGUAUGUUGUUUGAUUUUGUGUCCAUUUUGCUGGUUUUAUUGAAUAAGUUGUUUAGUGUCAACGUAAAACAAAACUAUCCAGAGUUGUGUUAGAUAAAAAUGACUUUUGUUGCAUUCUGUUUGUAGGUUCUAAACCAGUAGACUGAUCUUUUGUGUGUAUUUUUUUUACUAGUCCAGAUGGGACAAUUAGGACACGGUCGUUCAAGGACUACGAUCAAAUAUUUUUAUGUAUAACAUUAUCAUAUCGUUUAGUGUCAUUUGCCUUGACAUUAUGUAUUAUUUGGCGCCAAUGUGCAUGGACGAACAUUGUUCGAUAUUCUUUUUCGAGCAUUUUAACGUAUUUAAGUAUUCUUUUCACGUGUAGUGUACGGUAACGUGUUGUUUCCGUAUGUAGUCAAUUUUAAUAGUACUUUAUUCUGUUGUACGUAAUGGAUAAAUGUUAAUGCAUCAUGUGUAAGAACCAGUUUCACAAUUAUUUUAAACUUCUCCUAUUAGCAGCUAACUGUAUUUCUUUUUUUGACUACUCUAUUCAUGUGCGAACAUGUCCCAGUCAAAAACGAAACCAGCCCUCUAUCAUUUUAAAUUUGCUAAUGUCAGCACCUUCUGACCACCCUAUGUUCUCUUUUAUCAAAUGACCAUUGAAUUACAAUUUUUGUUACUACCACGAAAGUACCCGGAUAGUCAAUACAAUCUGUUACUGUCCAACGGGGAUAAGCAGCAACACGGUAUAGACAUAUAUUUUAUUUGUGUACCGUUGUUUAAUGCUUCAAUAUAGCAUUUAUUGAAAUAUCGUCUAGCCAAUUUUUGCUCAGUUCCAAGCAUUAACAUUAGUAGUAAGUUCGUAUCCAAAUAUAACAAAUGAACCGUAUUAUUAAGGCUCGUUCUUAUCAAAAAGAUCAAUUAAAUUGAUAAGUGACAGCACGUUGAAGAUCAUAUCUUCGAAAUGAUCUUACCGAUCGAAGGAUUCUUUGAAUCUCAACACAAUGGUGGAUGAAAUAGCGAGGAGCAAAGAAAUGUAACAUACUUCAGCUUUUUCUUAAGCAGAAGCAAAGCAAGAUACUGCCAGCAAGUUGUUCAAUAUUUCGAAUAAUAUAGCGUAAGCUGAAUGUAGAUUUAAUUGCAUGCAUUCAUGCAUGCUUUGUACUGCAAGUGUGAAGCACCGUUCGGAAUAAUAUCUUAACAUUAAGAUACUUCUAUUUUAACAGAUAUGUAAGAAAUUAAUUACGAAACAACAACUAAAAUAUACCACUAGCCCCAGCUCAUUUAAAAUGACCAAAAGACGGCGUUCCGAGCUAAACUGAAAUAUAUAAACACUUGUGGGUAGGAUGUAACAGCCACACAAAACGUGUGAAAGCUGACCCAGAGUAGGAAAACAACCGUAAACAAAGUGUUUACAUGAUACACGGUACAAAUUUAUGCGUAUUCCCUUCAGUUCACGUGAAAUCUUUUUGAAAACAGAUAACCACGUAAAAUAUGAAUGGAACAGAGACAGAAGAAGAAAAGAAAAUAAUGAAACAAUGAAAUAACCACUUACGAAUGGGUGGAUGACUUCUAUUCCAAAAGCGGAAAUGCAAUGGCAAUUCAAAACUGCCACCAUUUCAAAAGUUGUGAUUUUGUAAGCGAAACCAAGUAGUGCAGACAGUAAAACGCGGAGAAAAACUACUGUGACAUGAAAGCUACUGAAAGUAUUUUGACACAAAAUUUAAGCAAAAAGGAGAUCAAAGGAAGUGAUUAAACUGCAUUAGACGAAGAAGGGACAAAUGACCAAAAUAUGCAGGAGAAAGAAGUGGAAAAAGCAAGAACUGUGUUCGUCGGAAAUGUUUUCCAACCAACACGUUGUGCCACAAAAAAAGAACAGAAAUUAAAUGCAAUACACACUAGCUUCAGAGGCACCCAAACAAAUGGCAACAGAUAUAGUGCUCGAAAGACUUCUCUAUGAGAGAGAACCGCCUAAAGCGUUUGGCAAUACUCUUUUGUUGAUGCCAUCGGUUCCGGUAGUGUCACUAAACUCUAGCGUAGUUAAGUUCAACCGGGAUAAGUCUAUAUGCGUGUAGAGAGGACGCACGUUGCAUGAAUGAAAUCUUUGCCCAAAUGAGAUGGCUGAUGAUAUUUUGCAGCAGAGCACAGCGAGAAAGCGCGCUAUAAACAGUAAUCAAAUUAUUAGCUAAAGUUGCCAUAAACAUGUAAGAACCGAAUAUUGCGAUAAAAGUUUAUAACACAAAAAAAACCUAAUGUGGAGUAUAUUUUAUGUACGCUAAAAAUAUUAAAAAAGACUAGUGAAACAACUGCAAAAUGCAGCAGUAACAACAAUGAGAGUAGAAAGAUGUCUCAACAGAGAAAGGAAUGCAAAAGCAAGGCAAAAACAUGUGAAAACAUUAAAAGAACUUGUGACAGGUGAGGCUAAGAUCUCCAUAAGACAAAGAAAUCAUUUGAUGAAUUUGUGAGCGAACUAAGCGAACGUUUAGAAAAGUCGUCUUUAUACAAUAGAAAUAUGUUUUUUUGUGUAUAUUAAGCAAAGCUCGCUGCUUUUUAUUCUUCGUAUAAAGUAUCAGGCUAGUUUAGAAAAAGAGUUUUCUUUCUAAAAAUGCUUCAAUUCCAGUCUUUCUAAAAUUAGCACGUAAACAUAACUAUCGCUACGUAAGUAAACGGUGUGUGCUGCACGUCUAAAACUAUGUGUGUUUAGUGAGAACUACAAAUUCGUAACAGUUUACAUUUCAUGCGAAGAGCGUAUGUGUGAAGAAGAAAAAUAUUUAAAUAACUAAAUUUUGGCUAGUUUGAAAAAAUAUUGAAAACUCUACAGAUGCCAAUGCACGAGCGAACUCGCUCUAUUGCUUUCUUCCUUUCUCACUUUGUCUUUCUCUCUGUCUAGGAGGGUGUUUGAUAUUUCUUGUGUAGAAAAUAUUGUUCACUAUCGCUUUAUAUAUAUCAUGAAAAGUGUAUGUUACGAUAAAAAUCCGAUUCUAAAUUAGAUACGUUUUAUUGAACCAUUUAUAUGCUUUAUGCAAUGCUACCAGAAACCAUUCACUCAGACUAACCUUUUCCCCUGCUAUACGGUUGUGUAUGUUUUGAUCAGUAAUGCAAUGAAAUGAAACAAUAACGCAUCACAAUUAAUACGUGUUUAACUAUCGAAAAGGCUGCUCGAAGCUCAAGCUUUGAACUCACAACAUUCAAACUGAAAUAUCUACAUAGCGAGCAGAUAACAAUUAGGUUGACUGAUCGAAACAAGUAAGACUGAACACAAUACGAAUUGUGAACGUUUUGUACAUUGGUGACAUUUUGCAUAUUUUGCGUAUCGGUGUACCAUGAACAGCUAGAUGAAGCUACUUACACACACGCCAGAUACAUCAUAUACAAAAAAAGUUAACGCAACAUUUUACUUCACAAUAGCUAAAUCAUACCACACCUCUGUAACAUUCUUAACAUGGGCAAGAAUAGCAACAACAAAAGAAAAACUCUAAAAUCGUUGCUUUACAGCACUAUCAUUUUGGAAAGUCUACCAAUUAUGUUUUAAUUUUACUUUAAUUCUCACCUGCGCUCACCCAAAACUCAGACAAGUUUCUGCAGAUGGCUUUUAUUCGAAUGACAACAUUAUAAAUUAAAAGCAAAAAUUACUAAACAUAACACUCCCCUUGACAAAGCAUAGGAUUUUUCACUAAGCAAAUGAUUGAGUAGUUCUCAACGCAGGAAGUUUUCUCAUAAAACACACCUGUGUAGGUAUUAAUCAAAGCAUACGAUUGUGUUCGUUAAAUUAGAUAAUUAAUCGCAAAAUAAUAUUAACGCAUACUAAAGCAGCAUGUGGCUAAAAACAAAUAUAAAAGCAACAAAUGUAACUACGUAAUAUAAUUCCUUUCACAGGAUAUUUGCGGUACAAUGUAAGUGGACGUAUAGUAAUAUUUUUUUACAACUGUAUUCAAACGAACCGUAUUUACAUACAUUUAUUAACAGUUAAUUUUGAAAUGACUUAACACGCAAGGAAAACCCGUCAGUUUUCCUACAACUCUCUCGCACUAAUUGAAAGAAUAAUUGAUAACAAAAAAAAUCGAUCGCGUUUGCUUUGCACCCGGCAUCGUUGAAAACAAUGAAGCAAGAUAUAAAAAUAAAACACAAGCUGUUUGACAAAGUACAACCUUAGCAAGAUGUAAGAAGAGUAAGCAAUAGAAAACGACAAGUUUAAAAAAAAUAGAACAUUUGAUCGAUCGUGACGAUUAGAUCUGUAAUUUAGAUGCUAUGAACAUGAAAAGAGAGAAAGAGAGCGUAGAAAAUAACACAUGCAAAGGAGUGGUUACCAACGACUGAUUUAUAUAAAGAACGUAAACUAAAAACAAAAAAAAAACAACAAAAACAAAUCCAUUAGUAAGCAAAAUGCAUGCAUGCAUUAGUGGCACGCAAAGAGAGCAGGACUACUUAUACGAACUGAAGCAACAAGCCAAUAAAAUUAGCUUAUCACACUACAGACGAAAAUGAACUACUAUAGCCACAUAAAUAUCCGUACAACGGAUGAAAAGAAUACAAAGAAAACAAAACCGCUGAUAAAAUAGCCGUUAAGCAUCACAAUCUUCUCCGUAGCGCGUAAUCGAUUCACCAUACCGCGUUCAUUGUUCACCAUAAAGUUCAUCACUGCAUAAAGUUUAUCACCAUCAUCAUCAUCAUCAUCAUCAUCACCAACAUCACUAGCGCACAUCGUCACCAUCAUAAAUAUGUUAAAACUUUCAUAUAACAAGUGCAGAAGGCGAACAAGGGAACGGGCGGGCAUGCAACGCAAUGUUUUUUUUUAUUAUAUACGUUUCUUCGAUUCGACCGCUAGCAUUAUGGCAACAACAAUAGCAAUUGUAAAACCAGUUCCAAUACCGAAGGUAAUUUUUAUAACAACACCAUUAGCAUUAAAAUGAAGAAAAUAAACCACCGGAAAAAUGUA